UUUGAAGGCAGGCUUAAAAACCAAAACGCAUAACUCUUCUCCGAACGAAAUGCUCAGCAGCCCCAACUUUAUCUGCAUCUGCGUGCCCUAGAACCUCCUCUUCUUCUUUUUCUUCCAUUACGAUCAACCGAUCACGAGCUUUUUCUUCUACUCCAAAUUUAUUCGCAGAUCACAUAUAGCAAUAAUAGUGAGCAGGCAUGACGACUGCAGCUCGACCAACGUGGGCUCCUGCUAAGGGUGGUAAUGAACAAGGCGGUACUCGCAUUUUUGGCCCCUCCCAGAAAUAUUCAUCGAGGGACUUAGCUGCUCAUACAACUUUAAAAUCCAGGAAAGAAGGGCAGGACACCCAAGAUGAACUGCAGAAGAGGAACCUUCAGGAGGAGCUUGAAGAACGUGAGCGAAGGCAUUUUUCAUCAAAGGAUAAGAAUUAUAAUGAUGACAGAGAUCGAAGGAGGGGAAGCCAUCUCCUGUUAGAAGGUUCAAAGAGGGACAUUGAAGACCGCAUAAUACCACGCAGUGUGGAUGCUGAUGACUCUGAUGUUGAAGUCAAAAGUGAUGAGGACAGCGAUGACGACGACGACGACGAGUCUGAUACAGAAGCCCUCAUGGCUGAGCUUGAACAAAUCAAGAAAGAAAGAGCUGAGGAGAAGAUGAGGAAGGAACGAGAACAAUGGGAAGAGGAUCUUAAAGUCAAGGAAGCGGAGCUUCUGAAAGGAAAUCCACUGCUCAAUAAUCCGACUUCUUUCAACGUGAAAAGAAGAUGGGACGAUGAUGUGGUAUUUAAAAACCAAGCCCGAGGUGAAACCAAGACCCCGAAGCGCUUUAUCAAUGAUACCAUCAGGAAUGAUUUCCACCGAAAAUUCCUUCAUAAAUACAUGAAGUGAGAACACAGAUCAAUGCUAUAUGUUAAAUUUGAAGAAACUGACUGUUAUAAUAUUCUGGACCUGAAUACAAACUGGGUUGCCAAAUAUUAAGUUGAAUCUAAGUGGUGAAUGUCAUAUUCUGUAUUA
Molecule: messenger RNA, 1010 nt
Organism: Humulus lupulus (European hop)
Lineage: Eukaryota; Viridiplantae; Streptophyta; Magnoliopsida; Rosales; Cannabaceae
Exons: 8
Coding region: 198-884 (228 amino acids)
Biological process (GO): mRNA cis splicing, via spliceosome
Cellular component (GO): catalytic step 2 spliceosome
Molecular function (GO): RNA binding
Source: RefSeq, a predicted model, not a curated record